This is a messenger RNA of Volvox carteri f. nagariensis, 426 nucleotides long. RefSeq lists its product as uncharacterized. Lineage: Eukaryota; Viridiplantae; Chlorophyta; Chlorophyceae; Chlamydomonadales; Volvocaceae. Bases 1 to 426 code for a protein of 141 amino acids. The transcript is spliced from 5 exons. The record is from RefSeq and is a predicted model, not a curated record.
AUGUACGGGGGUCUGCUGCUGGCUGGCUUCGGCCUAGCCGUGCUCACUCGUAACGAAACCCGGCUGGCGAUCUUGGCUUUGUUGUGGUGGGUCCUGGAAAAUAAGGUCGCGAGUGAGGAGAAGGCGCUGUUGGCUCGCUAUCCAGAGUAUGCGGAGUACAAGGCCAAGGUUAAAAAGAGCACACAUAGCCUUGUCGCAGACGGAAUGCCGCUGCGCCGCGCCAUCAUCAUCCCCAGCAAGGUUACUGGAAUCUUGCCUACACAGCAGACGUCCAAGCCGCCGCUCUUUCUCCGCUUCACGCGCAACGGCCCCCUUCCCCCCAUCUUUCACAAUCCGUUUGCAUUCCGCGCACGUGCUGCCGUGCAGCAAUUGAGCAAUGGCAUUAUUGUUACUGAAUCUGCACAUCACCUGAACCACAUCACCUGA